CUCAUUCCCAUCCCAUCCAUCGUUCAUUCUUCAACCUAUCACUAUCGUGUCUGUUUACUCUAGCUUAGGUGAGUGUCGAGCGCGCGAGUCUGCAUGAUACUGGGUGCAUAGAAGGGGAUCGCACCAGUCUCUUGUCUGUGUCUUCUCCAAGUCAAGCUUGACGACGGUCCGCGGACCGUGUCCGUAUAAGCAUCGCCACCCAUUCAACACGCCCAAUGCGUGAUGAGUAUUGGUGCGAGAGACAUUGUAGUUGUCUAGAGGUCUUCCACUCGUUUCCUCGUAUCCCAAACCUUUCAAUUGGGCGAUCGUGCCUCUGCUUCUCCCUGAUCUCGGACAUUGGACACGUCGCUGACGGAUACGUCACCAUUCGAUCGCCCCUCGAUCCCGCCAUCUUCCAACCUACAGAUAUUGAUAAUCGAUCCUUCCCUACUUUCUUCGGUAGUAUCUCAUCAUCACCAUGCAGAUCUUCGUGAAGACCCUUACCGGAAAGACUAUCACCCUCGAGGUCGAGUCCUCGGAUACCAUUGACAACGUCAAAUCCAAGAUCCAAGACAAAGAAGGCAUUCCCCCUGAUCAGCAAAGAUUGAUCUUUGCUGGAAAGCAGCUUGAGGACGGUCGAACUCUGUCCGACUACAACAUUCAGAAAGAGUCCACCCUACACUUGGUCCUUCGUCUCCGAGGAGGAAUGCAGAUUUUCGUCAAGACCCUCACCGGGAAGACUAUUACUCUUGAGGUCGAAUCAUCUGAUACGAUUGACAACGUCAAGUCGAAGAUCCAGGACAAGGAGGGAAUUCCCCCUGACCAACAACGUUUGAUUUUCGCGGGAAAGCAGCUUGAGGAUGGUCGAACUCUGUCCGAUUACAACAUCCAAAAGGAGUCCACUCUCCACCUUGUCCUCCGUCUUCGUGGAGGUAUGCAAAUCUUCGUCAAGACUUUGACCGGCAAAACCAUCACCCUCGAAGUCGAGUCCUCCGAUACCAUUGACAACGUGAAGAGCAAGAUUCAGGACAAGGAGGGUAUUCCUCCUGAUCAACAGCGACUCAUUUUCGCUGGUAAACAACUCGAAGACGGACGAACCCUCUCCGACUACAACAUCCAGAAGGAAUCAACCCUUCAUCUCGUUCUUCGUCUCCGUGGUGGUAUGCAGAUCUUUGUGAAGACCUUGACUGGCAAGACCAUCACUUUGGAAGUUGAGUCAUCCGACACCAUCGACAAUGUGAAAAGCAAGAUUCAGGACAAGGAGGGUAUUCCUCCUGAUCAACAGCGACUCAUUUUCGCCGGUAAACAACUCGAGGAUGGACGUACACUCUCCGACUACAACAUCCAGAAGGAGUCUACGUUGCAUUUGGUGCUCAGGUUGCGAGGAGGUAUGCAGAUUUUUGUCAAGACUCUCACCGGAAAGACCAUCACCCUUGAAGUCGAGUCGUCUGACACAAUUGACAAUGUCAAGUCCAAGAUUCAGGACAAAGAGGGCAUCCCUCCUGAUCAACAACGAUUGAUUUUCGCCGGAAAGCAGCUGGAAGAUGGACGAACUCUCUCAGACUACAAUAUCCAAAAAGAGUCCACCUUGCAUCUUGUCUUGCGUCUGCGAGGAGGUAUGCAGAUCUUCGUCAAGACUCUCACUGGUAAGACGAUCACCCUCGAAGUCGAAUCCUCAGAUACUAUCGACAAUGUCAAAUCUAAGAUCCAGGACAAGGAAGGCAUCCCACCCGACCAGCAGCGGUUGAUCUUCGCUGGAAAGCAGCUGGAAGAUGGACGCACGCUCAGUGACUACAACAUCCAAAAGGAGUCUACCUUGCACUUGGUGCUUCGGCUCCGUGGUGGUCAAUGAUGAGACCUUAGAGAGAAAAGGAUCCGAUGUCGAACUUCCGUAUUUUGUAGGAUUUGCCAUAUGAAUCUCCGUGACUUU
Kockovaella imperatae is the source of this 1909-nucleotide messenger RNA. Its product is annotated as ubiquitin-related domain-containing protein. Gene Ontology annotation, cellular component: nucleus; cytoplasm. The coding region runs from base 458 to 1831 and encodes 457 amino acids. Gene Ontology annotation, biological process: protein ubiquitination; modification-dependent protein catabolic process. The transcript is spliced from 8 exons. Gene Ontology annotation, molecular function: protein tag activity; ubiquitin protein ligase binding. The record is from RefSeq and is a predicted model, not a curated record. NCBI's taxonomy places the organism in Eukaryota, Fungi, Basidiomycota, Tremellomycetes, Tremellales, Cuniculitremaceae.